This is a messenger RNA of Hypoxylon trugodes, 1856 nucleotides long. RefSeq names its product CDP-alcohol phosphatidyltransferase-domain-containing protein. Bases 694 to 1668 code for a protein of 324 amino acids. Gene Ontology annotation, cellular component: Golgi apparatus; membrane. NCBI's taxonomy places the organism in Eukaryota, Fungi, Ascomycota, Sordariomycetes, Xylariales, Hypoxylaceae. The record is from RefSeq and is a predicted model, not a curated record. Gene Ontology annotation, biological process: phosphatidylinositol biosynthetic process. The transcript is spliced from 3 exons. Gene Ontology annotation, molecular function: CDP-diacylglycerol-inositol 3-phosphatidyltransferase activity.
GUCUAUCUUAGCGUACCUAGGUAUAAGAGGGAAAAGCUAGACUAAUUAAAGUUAGAUGACCCCUGCAGCCUUAUCUCCCUAAGUCGCAGUUCCUAAGCAGAAAAAAAAUAAUUUACUGGGUCUGACAGCCUCGAACAGCUCUCUUACCUCUUCUUAUUCGCGGUUGACGCGAUCGCUGGCAACUGGCAAAAUAUUCUCUCCGUCCUUCCCGACCAAGCCGAGAGGGUCGUCUUCUUAUCAGUUCAUCAGCUCAUCAGAACAUAACCCUUCUUGUUAAUUUCCCUUUGAUACUUAUGUGAUUUGUCCUGUUUGACAAGCACUUCUUUUAUUCACAUCUGACGUUUCCCUAUUCCCUAUUCACUUCGCGGUCGCAUCCUUCAAUUAUUUUUUAUUAUCGGUUGAUAGCUUCUCCGUCUUAUUCCACUUUCUUUAACGGAGGAUUAUCAUACCAUACAUUAUACGCCAUACAUUACGGAGUAGGUACCUACACUUCGUAACCACAGCCAUAGACAUAUAUCAUAUAUCAUACUACGCCACGAGAGUAUCACCUUAGCCACCCACUACCUUUCAGCUGGGUGCCAAAGUCUGAAUCAGAUUUCAGCUCGACUCCUAAUAAAUACAUAACCUACCUCUAGUGUAUUAUUCUAUCCCUUUUACCACCCACCAUUUCAUCCCACUUAAGGGAAAGCCACCAUGUCUGAAAGAAGAACCAGGCGGCAGGCCGCUUUGGCAGCAGCCGCAACUGCAGAUGACACUCCUACCAAAUCCUCCGGGAACGAAAUUACCAUGAACGGCAACGGAAACGGAAAUGGCCAGGCCGUUGCUUCGUCAGAUUCUAAAGUUGACGAUGACUAUCCCCACGAAAACAUCUUCCUAUUCUGGCCUAAUAUUAUAGGUUAUUCCCGUAUCGUCCUAGCUAUCGCAUCCCUCUACUAUAUGCCCCUUCACCCUCGAACAUGCUCCCUACUCUAUAGCAUCUCGUGUCUCCUGGACGCCCUCGACGGAUAUGCGGCUCGAUACUUCCAACAGUCUACAAAGUUCGGCGCGGUCCUGGACAUGGUAACCGAUCGAUGUACGACCUCGUGCCUACUUGUCUUCUUGUCCUCGGCAUUCCCACGAUGGGCCAUCAUAUUCCAAGGCCUGAUUACCAUAGACUUCGCAAGUCACUACAUGCACAUGUAUGCGACGCUUGCUAUGGGUGGCUCAGAUACCAGCCACAAGAGCGUCGAUAAGUCAAGAAGUUGGCUACUAAACAUAUACUACACCAACAAGACCGUCCUCUUCCUAUGCUGCGCCCUUAACGAGACCUUUUUCAUCGCCUUAUACCUACUUUCUUUCUCUUCGCCGCUCUUGUCGCCACAGCUCCUCCAACCCCUCGGCGAAUCCAAGGUCGCUGCCAUCCAGACCGGCGCGCAAGUUAACAGUUCGGUACUUCGACAGCUGUUUACCAACCCUUAUAGUGCAGCCGCCCUCGAGAUGGCACGUGCGAAUAAGAUGGAUUCAACUUGGCCUUGGAUCAUUGCUGGAAUUAGUGCCCCCAUCAUGGCACUAAAACAAUUCCUCAAUGUCGUUCAGCUUAUCAAGGCAAGCCGAUGGUUGGCCGAAGGUGAUGUGAAGUCGCGAAGGGCAGCCGGUUUACCCAAGAGAAAGAAUAGGAAAAACGCGUAAAGAAGGGCAGAUACGCAGAUGAUAUGGAAAUUUCAGGUACGACGAAAGGCCAGGAUUCGGCCGGAACGGACCCAGAACACAAAUAGUGGACCCACGGUGUUGAUUUGUACGAGAUGUCUCAUUUCACGGAGCGAAUCUUAGGCAUAGGGGCGGCCGGACGGAUUCGUAUCAAACGGUUGCAUGGGAUC